Molecule: messenger RNA, 2169 nt
Organism: Scomber scombrus (Atlantic mackerel)
Lineage: Eukaryota; Metazoa; Chordata; Actinopteri; Scombriformes; Scombridae
Gene: prr15la
Product: proline rich 15 like a
Exons: 2
Coding region: 584-940 (118 amino acids)
Source: RefSeq, a predicted model, not a curated record
UGAAUGUGGACAGGAAAGAAAGAGGAAAUAUGAAGAUGUAAGAAUUUACCAGGACAAAUGACAAACCAGAGGGAUGAGAUCUGUACUGUGGACUACUAACAGCUCAUCUUAACUCUCAUUUCUAGUCAUUUCUGUGACUUUCUAUUGCCACCUUCAGGAGAGAUAUCUUAACCCUGGAACAGGGUGGAUUAGACCAAGCAAUCUAUGGUUUCCAGGCUUGAUUCUCAUCUAAACGUGCUUUGUUCACAGCACUCUGAAAGUACCAGAUGUAACUGCACAUCCUCUUCUGCUUUUAGUGUAGUGGUAAAUGAAAAUGGAUUAAGGACUUUUCUCUGUGAAGAAACUGCAUUUACAAACUGUCAGGUGAGACUUGAGUGUCAGUUUUCCUGCCACUUCGCUGAGACGGCUUAUAUAUUAACUGGCCCCAUGUACAGUGAGCAAUUUCACUAAUAAUUUUGGGAGUUCAACAAGAAGCUGGAAACUGAUCCUAAAACCUGCCGGACUCACCACAGCUGGAAGGAGACAACAGCUGGGUCCACAUCCGUUUCGAACAGCCCUCCAUCCAUCCCACCAUUUACUCAUCAUGGCGGAGUCAGGCUGGUGGAAGCUAACUUUCCUGAGGAGAAAAAAGUCCCAGCCCAAGGUUUUGUAUGAAAUCCCAGCAGAUUCUGUAUCCAACGCCUCCACUGGCCAGAACGGGUCCAGCACAGCCACCGGAGCUGCUGCCCACCCAGAGGAUACAGAGCAUGAUUCCCAGUUGGACGCAAGACUGGAGAGGAUCGUGGAUAAAACGACAGCAAGCAAGGGGCGCCACGUUAAGGUGUCCCACUCAGGGAGGUUUAAGGAGAAGAAGAAAGUGCGAGCCACGCUGGCAGAGAACCCAGAGAUGUUUCCUGGAAGUGACGACAUGAGGGAUGAGAACCAGAGAGCUGCAAAGUGACAGGACACAAAUACUCCAACAUUCAAUCACUGAUGCAUUCCAAGGGACAGUUUAAAUUUGGGGUUUAUGGCUUCUGGAGCCAUUAAACCAAACUUGGGAAAAACUGAGCCUUAGGAGGACGAUAUAUUUGAAAAUUGGCACUAUAGGACACUUAUCAGAAUAAGAGAAAUUGAGACUCUUGUGAGAGAAAAAAUUGUGCCUAGUUUAUAUUUCUAGAGAGGUUUGUGGUUUUCCAUGUUUACUGUAAUACAGAUUUAGUGGCCAUUAGAGGAACUGUGACCUUUCCAAUACUGGAAACAUUAUGUGACUGCUAGACUAAACCAGCCGUGUCAUAUAUUGUAAAGGUGCUCUGGAUCAGUGCAAUUUUAGAAACACUUUUCCUGAGUUGAGUAUUGAUAUUUCUCUGUCUUACCUUUAAACAUAGGGACAGUAACAUCCUGACACAAGUGUUCAGGUCUUUAAGGUCCUUUAACAUCUUGCAAAAACAACUUGAACUUGGGAAAACUCUUAGUAUACAUUUACAAGGACCUUUAUAACUCAGUUGGGGGAGUGGUGCAUCUUUAUAUCAAUUAGUGUUUUACUAUAAAUGACUUGUAUCUAUGUAAUUUGGCUGAAAGUGACAUCAUCCCAACAGUAAUAUCUGUGUAUGUACACACACUAUAAACUUGAAUACAUGCCUAGAAUUAAAUACAACCUUCAUGCACAUGUUGUUGACAGUAACCGCCACUAGAGGGCAGCACCACUCCACUCAGAAAUCUCACCGUUAACAGUUUUUACUGAACUUCUCUUUCAAACACUCUACUCUGGUUUUUCCUGUGAAAGUUCACAAAGUCAGAACACAUUCAUACAUUUCUUUCACUGUGGUGUUUUGUCUGAGUUUUGGAUCAGAGGACUGAUGAGACACAGCUGUGAUUUAUGUGGAGAUGUGAGGAAAUCAAUUUGUAUUCUGAUUUACAGAAAGUUGAGUUUAAAUGAUUGUUUUCUAGAUAAGUGUCAAAUCGCUUUUACAGAAUCUGGGAUUAUUCUCAACAGCAAAUCAAUAUAGAAACUGCACUGACUUUUAGUGGCACUGCUUUCAGUUUUGAUUCUGGGUAAAAUGAAUAUAUAAUGUUCUAAAUCUGUUCUGGUAAUUUCAUAUUGCUAUCUUAAUGCUGCAGAAUUUGGGGUGUGUUUUAUAAAUUGUUUUUUUUUGUACAUAAAUAGCUGGAUGAAUAAAAAUAUAAGUGUGA